AGUCAGUCGGAUACGGCUCGAGAAACAUGGAAAUUUCCGCCACCCUUUAGUGAAAAUGAUGCUCUUCCCAUCUCCGUUUUGUAAUAAGCUCCAACGCCCGUGAAUGCCGAUAAUAAGCGAAUACUUUUCGCGUGGUAGAAGCAGACGCCAAGGACAACUGGAUGUGAAAAAUCCCGUCCUUGUUAAUGUCGCUGACAACGAGUAUUGCCUGGGAUACCUUCAAGAUGUUGAUGGUGAUAACCUCUUCGUGGACUUUGACUGUACCACCCUUCCGCCAUGGUGGUUUCCAGCGGGGCGCGUGUGGUUCUACAACCUCAACCAGGGAUACUAUCCUACGGAUAAGGAAAUACUCGUGGCGGUGAGAAACGAGCCAACUGGACCGUAUAUUUUCCGUCCGGCGAUAGUUGUCUGGUACUACUGCGACUUGUUCUUGUGCCGUCUCAUUCGAAAGCCAGUGGAUUCCGAGACAACCUCACUGCAUUUCGUGCACCGUUGGCAAACCGCUUACUGGGAUGGAGGGUCGGUGAUGAAGCGAUCUUCGAAGCUGGAUGUCGAGAAGGUUGUGAUAUGCUUAAAAACGACGGAAAUCACUGAUGAAAUUGACGGGUUUAAUAUUGCCGAGGAUCUAAAGGCGUGUUACCCGGGUUCCGAUACGGUUUCCCCACGCUUCGUGGAUCGAAUCUUUGUGCGAAAUAAAGAGAAUGAAAUUGUCUUCCUGAUUGUGAUCGGAGGCGGUAUCUACGAUGCAACGCCAUAUUAUUUAUUUGCGCGGCCUUGCUGCAAAAUCCACUCAAGAGGUCCAGUUACAGCUGGAAAAGUUGUAGCCAGUGUGAGGAAGUAUCUCCAUCUUCGCUCCAACAAGCCAGAAUUUCCGCGCAUUAUGCCAGCUUCAGAUAGAACUGAAUGCCCUUUUACGUUUCUUCCAACUGAAAUCACGAAGGAAACUUUGCUUUACUUGGACGUCCACUCACAGGCCGUUACCAAGCGCGUAUGCGCCCUGUGGAACAUUCUAAUGUCUGAUGUCGAUUCGUCAGUGUUCGCGACAAUCGACUUCAGUCGAAAGGGUAUGUCGCCGUUCCACCGCGCUACGACAAGCUAUCAUUAUGGAUUCGUAUUAAAUCAUGCUGUGAGCCGAGACACCAAAGUGUUGUCACUAUUAAAGCUGAGUCAACGCGUUAACAACAAUGAAAGCAUGGCUGCACUGAUGGAGAUCACCAGCACCGUGCUGACUAUGAACAACGCCCAUUUAUCUGUGCUGCUGGUGAAACAUUGGGAGGUGACCGUUAAUCGACCACCGGGUGUAAAAUUUGAAAGCACUGAUUUCUUCGAUUUCCAAACCAGCGAACGCCACUAUCCGAUUUUACCAUUACAAUUGAAGAAAUUCUGUCGGCAGUUGGUUUUCUCACAGUUUGUCGUGGACUUUGAUAUGCAUUUCGAUAAGAAAACCUUUCCCAAAUAUGCCAAACAUCGGAUGCCGGGUUUCGCUCAAGCCAGCACUUUGAGCAGUCUGCGCAUCGAAAUUCCCAAUGUGCGCUUUGCUGGCGAGGAUAGUUUCGACGACAGCACAGAUCGGUUUACGCGCACACUGGACGACUGCUGCCCGACGACGGACUGGUUCACUAAAGAACAGCUAUGGCGACUCCAUGCCGCCUGGGUUCAUACUGUUCCGUAUCCAGGGAAGAAGUGGGUUGUAUUCAUGCAGCAUUUAGAAUAUUAUGGAAUACGCCAACAUGUGGGUUCAUCAGUUUGGAGGGAUUUGGAUCUACGGGAGUUCGACAAUCUUCCGUUUAGCAAACUUAGUUUGGCGAUUCUUACUCGUGACUAUCUUCAUCCUUAGCCAUCUAUAAAGUAAUUCCAGAAAAUGUGUCGUUGCGCUGGUAUUCUACUGCUUCAUGUACAUUUUCCUAGUUUGUUAACCUUUUGCAAUCUGAUAGUUUAAUUUGACCUUUUUUAUAAUUAAUUUUGUGAUAAUUAAUUAAUUUUGGGAGCUUAUAAACCAAACAUUC
Messenger RNA from Paramacrobiotus metropolitanus, 2006 nucleotides. RefSeq lists its product as uncharacterized. Lineage: Eukaryota; Metazoa; Tardigrada; Eutardigrada; Parachela; Macrobiotidae. The record is from RefSeq and is a predicted model, not a curated record. The transcript is spliced from 4 exons. Gene Ontology annotation, molecular function: protein binding. The coding region runs from base 104 to 1837 and encodes 577 amino acids.